AUGGCGUUGGUGAAAAUUUCCUUGGCAGCUGUUCUGAUGGUCAUGGUCCUUGUUCUCUCAGCCAUCGCAGUGUAUGCUGAGGAGAACGAAAUCGCUCCAUCACCAGCGAUGGAAGACGGUUUCGCUUAUAUUUCUUCUGUUUCGGGUGCCGUUCUUGGAUUCUCUCUCCUCCUCUGUAUCCUCCAUUUUUUCAUGGAGACCACACUCACUGCAGAAGAUAUUUUUGGAAAUCCAAACAAGGCGAUGUCUACAUGGUUCCGUACUUCCCUAGGACAUUUCUCAUUCCGAGUUUCGGACAUGUUAGGAGCAGCCAAACAGGAUUGUUAUGAAAAGUCAUCACGCAGACUCGCACCCACAUUCUGGAAAUCCCAUAUCUCUUUGACUGGUCUUUAUAAAAUCAGCUCCCACUGUAAACCGAAGCAAAGCCACAAGAAAUCAACAAUGGCUUCUUCUUCCAUCGCUCGUAGAUUCACUAGUAAGCUUCUCAAACCCUCUCACUCUUCCUCUAUUUCCAUGUUUCACGCCUAUUCCAUCUCCCAAAGCCCUAUGCCAUUUACCUCCUCUUACUGUCGCUCAUACACCGAUUUCAGAGGUACAGACCUUUCUGUGUCAAAUCUCUCGGGCUCUAUCUCCUGUCGAUCCCGGUUGAUCAGUUCUCUCUUAGAUUCUACCACCACCCCUUAUAAGUCUCUGGCGGCGCCAUUAGAGAAACCCACGAACCAUGAUCUCAAUUUCUUCAGAUUUUACUCAAGUUCUGCAACUAAGAUCAACCCGUCUUCUCAAUUGAAGGAGAUACCCACAAACCCUAACACUAAAUCAAAUCCUGGGGUCAGAUUUUUCUCAACCCCUUCCGAUGAUGCGAACAAGGAGAAACACGAAUACCCAAGUCAGGACCCUGGUUUCAAACACCAAGAGAUCGAAGGCCCGACGGUUGAGCGCGAUCUCUCUUCACUCGCUAAUGAGACCAGAGAAGUUUUAGAACGACUGAUGAGGACCAUCUAUGAUUUAAGCAAAGCCGUUGCUAUUCUGGGUCUCGUCCAGCUCGGCUGUGGAGCUUGGAUAUCUUACAUCACUCGAUCUUCCCCAAUUACGGAGGUCACAAUUCAGAGCCUUGUGGCGUUUGUUUUCCCGUUCUCAAUGGCAUUCCUCCUGCGGCAAUCGGUGAAGCCUAUGAGUUUUUUUAAGAAGAUGGAGGAACAAGGACGGUUGCAGAUUCUGACUCUAACCCUUCAGAUUACUAAGAAUGUGAAUAUCUUCUUUGUGCGAGUACGUGGUGUUUCUUUGAUUUGCGCUGCAGGCAUGUCGAUUGGGCUAGUAUAUGCUGUAAUAUCAAGAUGAGUUCUUUAGAGUUACGUUGCAGUUACAAUAACUAUCUCUGCCUGAAUUUUACUAUUGAUGUUUUCUAGUUUGUUUACAUUUCCUGGAUCUGAAAAUUUUCCGUGCAAAAUAAAAUAAUACUUCUUGGAGUUUAGUUCCAA
Macadamia integrifolia is the source of this 1478-nucleotide messenger RNA. RefSeq lists its product as uncharacterized. The record is from RefSeq and is a predicted model, not a curated record. The coding region runs from base 1 to 1338 and encodes 445 amino acids. The transcript is spliced from 2 exons. Lineage: Eukaryota; Viridiplantae; Streptophyta; Magnoliopsida; Proteales; Proteaceae.